This is a messenger RNA of Botrytis cinerea B05.10, 2411 nucleotides long. RefSeq lists its product as hypothetical. Bases 133 to 2037 code for a protein of 634 amino acids. NCBI's taxonomy places the organism in Eukaryota, Fungi, Ascomycota, Leotiomycetes, Helotiales, Sclerotiniaceae. The transcript has a single exon. The record is from RefSeq and is a predicted model, not a curated record.
GAUCUCUAAAACAAUCUCAACUUUAAUUUUGCUCAACUCAAUUUCGAUUUAUCUGACGGAAUCAAUUUUCUUACGGAGAGAGAGGAGUCUCCUUCAAGAAUAACUCCUUCAAUCUAUUCAUUGGACUUCCCAAUGUCUUCCGAAAAUAAUCCAGACUUCACCGGGGAAGAUACAUGUUUACCAAGAUCAAAAUUGGCCUUCGAUUUCAGAGUGGUCGAAAGACCGAUUUAUAAACCAAAUAGCGGUCCACCUCUUCAACCAAUCUCACUCAUUCCUCCUCACGAGUUAAAAGGAAUUAUUCUCGAUUGUUUUCCAUACCCAAAGCCAAACAACCCUAGCCACUUCCUAGUGGGCUACGAACAAGAGCCACAUAAUCGCAUUAUUAUACAUCCAAACAAUAUUCGCAAUUAUGUAUCAGAAUACACUUUGGAAAACUGGGAGCAUGACCGAAGUUCCGCAGAAGAGAGUCGUCUCAUUGAAGAACUUCAACCUCGGUUGAUAGCGUCAGAAAAGGCAAGAGUAUUGCGAGAAUUGAAAAAAGCUGGAAAAUCACGUGAUGAUCUCAGGGAGGAGGAUGCCGAACAGUAUCAGGCUUUGGGAAUGCCGAAGAAGAGGGGCAGGCCUAAGUCUAUGGCGAGUGUUUUCAAACCAGCGCCUAAGCCAGUAUCCGAUCAACCAAGUGGGAAGCGUGGACCUGGACGACCUCGGAAAGUGGUGCCAGUUCAAGUGGUUUCGCCUACUACCUCACAUCAUCACCGGCCUUCUUUGUCUCAGCCAUCCUUAUCCCAGCCAUCUCUAUCUCAGCCAUCUCUAUCUCAAUCAUUUGCUAAUGCACCAAGAGCAAUGUUGGAACAUACAAUUGCCGACUCAACGAGCGAAGAGGAAGAUGAAGAUACCAACUUAGCGCUUGACGAUCAACUCAACCAAGAGGCAACCCACAUGUCUAACACCGCUAUGAAUUUGUCUGCUAUACUGAGAGUUACGAGUCCGGAAAUGCAGCGAUCUAGUCAAGGUCGGGUAAACAAGACUCCUGUUCAUUCACCUCAGAAGUACAAGAUGUCACCCCACGAUCGUCCCAAGAAAGCUGCAAUUCUCCCUGGCAUGAGUGUUAACGCAUAUCCAUACGAGAAUUUAAAAGCCAAUGCUAGCAUCAAUAAAAAGAGCAUGAAAGUCGGCGAAGGCUCAAGCACGCAGAACCAAUUUUCAGCAAGCCUUCAGUUACCCAUUCUAUCAAGUGGCGAACAGCCCACUGGUCGCAAAUUUCAAGGCACAGGUCAGAAGCCUCAAUCUAAAAUUGUCGAUUACUUCAAGGAUUUUGGUACUAAAACUCCUACUUCAAAGACUCUUAAUGUAAACCGAAAUCACGAGCCUUCGUCUAGUUUGAAGCGCAAAUCUUCUCCAUCCAUAGGACGAGAAGGUGAGUCAAGUGGGAAGUCUCGAAGUAAAACCCGAAGACUUGAAAAGGGCUCCGAUGAUUAUUUUGAUGCCGAAUAUAAGAAACCUUGGAAAAAGAUAUCUGGAUCACCCACCGUUGAAAAUCAUGAAACAAGCUUCGAGCCAAGAUCAAGUGCACGGCGUGGAAGUGAUGCUUUCAAUCUCCGUAGUUCUAGAAGCAGAAGUCGAAGGCUUGGAUCCUCUCCUAGUAAUAGAAUGGAGCUCGAGGAUGAGGGCGAGGAUGCGAUUGAAGAUAUGGAUGAAGAUGAAAGCGAACAGGAAGACUCACGAAAACCUUUUGCCGAAGAACCGUCAACAUGGGAUGUAAAAUCAAUAUUGGAUCAUAAGUACGAAUGGAAUGCCAGUCACAACAGGCAAGAACUAUGGUAUCUUGUCGAUUGGGAGGGAGAUUGUGACGCGACAUGGAAGCCUGCUAAUGGUGUCUCGAAAGGGGCCGUCGAUGAGUACAUCGCUUCGAGACAAGCUCGGGGACUUGGUAAUCUCUCUGUUUCGAUUGACGCGAUAGAUAUAGGGGGAAAUGAUGAUUCGUUAUCACGAGGCGAUAAUCUAGAACGCAGUAUUGAGGACAACGCAUACUCUUAGUCUUUGUUCCAGGGGAGAAGUUAAGAACUUUGGGUUUUGAAAGAAAGGAGAUAGCAAAUUAAUUGUCAAGGAACGACUCAAAACUCGGGAUAUGAAGCUGGGGGUAUGCGUGACAGUUUAUUUGGCAUCGGUGGAUCAUCGGAAGAAGCGUAGCGGGAGACGUCUGAGGCUAUGUUUGGUAGAUGUGAGGCACAUUUGGUCAUUAUCCGCAAAACGACUCAAAGUCUUAAGUAGGCAACAAGAAUGGUAAUUUUCAAAAUGAUUAGAGAUACCCAAUAGCAUACCCCAGCAGCUGUUUUCCUGAAAUUUUCGCGGUGGUAUUCGUGUAAGGUGUUUUCGAGAUCUAGUCUAUGCAUGAAAUACUAGGAAUAGCA